AUGAAGUUUUAUUCUGCCUUUUCUCUUCUUUCAUUAGCAGUUUCUGCGUUAGCAAACCAUGUCAUCAUUGCAGAUGAAUCUAACUUUGAUGACAUUGUUCUAAAUUCAGACAAGACGUCUUUUGUCAAAUUUUAUGCAGAUUGGUGCUCUCAUUGUAAGAAGAUGGUACCUGAAUGGGAAAGGCUGUCGGACUCGUACGCCGAUGACGAAAACAUCCAAAUUGUCGAAAUUGAUGCGGAUAAAUCUAAAAGCAUCCGUAAGAGGUAUAACAUUGCAUCUUACCCUACAUUGAAACUCUUCCGUGCCGACGCGUUAUCAGAUCCAAUUGACUAUGAAGGUCAAAGAGAAUUUGAAUAUUUCUCUAAUUUCUUACUUAACCAAGUUGGUGCAAAGGGUAAGAAAGUUGGUCCUCCUUCAAAAGUUGUCCAAUUACAUGAUGGUAAUAUCGAGAAGUUAAUUGAAAACAAAGAAAGGUACGCAUUGAUUUUGUUCACUAAGGAGAAGGAUUGUGAUGAAUGCAUCGGACUCAGGAAGGCGUUUGAUGAUGUAUCCCAUGCUUUCCAUAAGGAUUUAGAGAAGAUCAUCAUCGGUGAAGUGAAAAAGAACGGCGAUGAACCAACAGACUGGACUAGGGAAGUCUACGGCAUUACUGAGUAUCCAGCCAUUGUAUUUGUUGAAAAAGGCGACAUCAACAAGUAUGAAGUUUAUACAGGAGAAGAUUCAGCUUCCGCUUUGGUCAAGUUUGUUAACAAAAGUGUUGGUACCAAGAGAGCCAUCAAUGGGUUAUUGGAUACACAAGCAGGUAUCAUUCCAGAGAUGCAAGAAGCGUUGAAAGAAUUCAUUGGUUCGAAUAUUGUUGACAGGAGGGAAUACGUGUCCACCUUUAUUGAUGAACUAAGAAAAGUUGAUGAUUCAGUUUUCAAAAAUGAAGUGAAAUACUAUGCAAUGAUUGUCAAUCAAUUUAUUGCUGGAAACAAGGAAUUUGUGGACUCCGAACUGGCAAAAUACAACGAACAACUUCAGAACAAAGUCUUAGAUAACGCACAAAAGGACCUGGUCAAUAUGAAGGUGAAUUUGCUGAACCAAAUUAAGGAAUUUGUCACUCCAGAUACUUACAGAGAUGCUAAGGAUAUUAUGGAACAAAGGGAAAAAGCAAAGGGUGAAAUUUCUAAAGAUGAAUUAUAG
Messenger RNA from Pichia kudriavzevii, 1185 nucleotides. RefSeq lists its product as uncharacterized. Lineage: Eukaryota; Fungi; Ascomycota; Pichiomycetes; Pichiales; Pichiaceae. Gene Ontology annotation, cellular component: endoplasmic reticulum. The record is from RefSeq and is a predicted model, not a curated record. Gene Ontology annotation, molecular function: protein disulfide isomerase activity. Gene Ontology annotation, biological process: protein folding. The transcript has a single exon. The coding region runs from base 1 to 1185 and encodes 394 amino acids.